AUGUGGCUCCUCUGCGGCCGCUUCGGCGAGGACGUGCGCGACGAGCACGCAAAGCUCCUCAAGUACGGCCAGAACUACCUCAUCGGUAGAAAGAUCCCCGCAGACAUCCUCGUCGACAGCAAGUUUGUCUCGCGCACCGCCUGCCGCAUCGCCGUCGACACCCUCUCCCCGCACCACCUCACCGACAUCGACGCACGCCCACAAGUCACCCUCACCUUCGAACCAAACAAGAGCAGGCCAUCCUUUGUAGUACGCACGCCCGACGACAACGACCCAGACACCACACACGACAUCGCCUUCCCCCCAAACCAGCCAAUCACCCUCCACCACGGCUGCUCCUUUCCCCUCACAACCACAAUCUCCCUCACUCUCGUAUGGAAACCCUACGCCAUAUGCUUCUCGGGAAAGCACAUCAAGGCCACCACCCUCGAGCCCCUCGCCCCCAUCGCCGCAUCGCUCGGCAUCCACCUCUCGCCACCCAAGUCAAAAUGGCGCAAAGGCUACACCCACCUCUGCCUCUCCCAGGUCAAACCCACAGAAACGGUCCUCAGCGCUCUCGUACAGGCAAAGCCCAUAGUCACCCUCGCCUUCCUCGAGCAGCUGAUCGAGCUCGGUCAGCUGCCCAGGCACCACGAACACUCCCUCGAGACCGUCUUCCACGAGCCAAAACCCCUCGACCGCUUCCUCCCAACCGCAGACGCCGCAGAUUUCCUCGGACAGCCCGACGUCGAGCAGCAGCUCCUCCCCUCGGACGUACGCCCGCUCAUGUUUAGCGGCACCACCGUCGUCUUUUUCGCGCUGCCCGCCGACGACAACGAGCUGGCCAUCUACCGCAACAUCCUCGCCCUCGGAGGCGCCCACGUCAUCGUCCACAACCCGCUCACCGACUCCCUCGCCACAAAGGCCGACUUUGUCCGCCUCCUCAUGCCCUACCGCAACCGCGCCAUCUCGUACCGCCGCAAUAGCGGCACCGUCGGCACCCGCGAGGCCCCCGACGACGGCCUCGUCGUCCUCGUCAACGGCAGCCACGAGGGCGAGCCCUGGCACCGCGCCUGCGCCGCCGCCUGCGCCAACCUCGGCGUACCCAUGCCCUCGGGCUUCCACGCCGUUACCAGCGCCGUCAUCUUGGCCGACGCCCGCUCCACGCUCAACAUCAUGCCCUCGGCGGCCGACGUCAGCGCAGACGACGUCGACAGUGACGGGCACGGCCAAGACCAAGCCCGGGACAAGGCCGGCCAAGCCGACGGUGUGCGUGGCCCCUCGGUCGAGAGACCGCAGCAGCAGAAGCAGCAGCAGGUGCUACCGACACCCAGCGCCACCGCAGAUGGCGACGUCACCCGCGUCGAACCUCCACCGACCGGCGCCGGCCACGUCGACAUCGCAGACGCUCUUGCUGCGCCAACGCCAUCUGUGCCCGUCACCGCCGCCUCUGCAGCAGGCGAUGCUGCUCCGCCGCCCUCGAGCAUCGCUGCAGCGCCGACGAGCGAGCUCGCACCCACGCCCUCGGUCCAGACCGACGACGCACCAGCGACUGCCCGCAGACCUCUGCGCCGGAGGGCCCAACGCGGCAACAUCCUUGACGAGCUGUAUGGCGAAGGGGCCGGCGCCAAUGCAGAGGCAGCGACCUCCGCUGUCAACACCGGCGAACAGGAUCGCAGCGCCAGCAUCGAUCUCGUCACCGACGCGCCUGAGCCGACGGGGUCGCUCGUCGCACCUGCGGCGCCAGAGGCAGCGGAUCCCACCCCUCCGGUCCCGCCCACCCCCUCGCGUCGUCUCGGCAGCCGCCUGACGAGGCGUACCGGCACUGAGGGCGCCAAGAGCCGGCGCUCCGAAAUCUUUGAUGACCUGCUGCAGGGCGCCGGCGGGUCUGCAGGGGCGCACGACGACGCGGCAGCGCGAGGAAGCGCAUCGCUGUCGCCGGGCGGCAUCCCAAGGAGCAAAAAGUACAGGAUGGAGCUGGACGAGGAGGACCGGCGCGAGUCGCAGUCGAUCGACGACGCGCAGAGGGCGACGCAGGAAGCCUCGGUGGCGAUGGACGAGGAUGGCUUCGAUGACGAGGGCGGCGUCGGCACUUUGCAGUCGGCUCAGGGCGGUGGACGCACCACGAGGAGGGCUGGCGGGCGUUCCAGGCUCGGGACGGUGCACGAAAACGACGUGGCGGAAAGCAUGGAGGUCGACGGCCAUGACAGCAUGUCGAGGACCACGAGCCAAGGCGCCAGGAAACGCCCAGCGGCCGGCCAGGACGUCGACCUUGUCGAUGAUGCAGCGGCUGCAGCAGCUCGCAAGCGGCAGCGUUCGGUCAGCGUCGUAGAAGCGGCAUCUCGCGAGGCAGCCAGCGGCACGGGCGCGCCUCCAACCGCCGCGCACGCCACGGCUGCCAACCAGGUUAUCCGCCGCUCGCCCGACGCCGCCAACGGCAGGAACGGCGUGGCCAAGGGCGGCCAGCCCGACACCGAGCCCGAGUUCCUGCAGGCGCUCAACACGCAGAAGUCGCGGCGCAAGAAGAUGGACGAGUUUGACGACGAGUUCAACCAGCUCAAAAUCACCAAGCCCACGACCUCGCGUGGCAGGAAUGCCGCUCAGCCGGCGGCCCAGCGGCAGGCCGACAAGUUCCAGGUCGACGAGGACUUUGAGGCGUUCAAGAAGCUGGCCGAGGAGGAGCUGCGCAUCGACGUGCGCGGCAACUUUGUCCAGGUCGACUUUGUGCCGCUGGCGGUCCGGAGGGUCCGCGAUGACGGCGGCAGCGGCGAGGGCAGCCCGCGUCCGGAGUGGCAGGGCGUGCCCAACUUUAAAAAGUUCAAGCCCAAGUCGCAGCAGCAGCGAGCGCCGCAGGGUGGCCGGCCGCCGAUCCCGAGGAGCCGGCAGCCGGUGGCGAUGCAGCUGACCGAGGCGCACGACUACGGCAUCGGCGACGCCUACUGGCGCAAGAAGGGCUCGGGCGGCACCGAGGCGCAGGCGGCGGCGGCGGCGGCGGCCAACCGGAUCACAGUCGACGGCGAGGAGAUGGACCUGAUCGCACAGCCGCCGACGGGCGGUCGUGUGCGAGGCACCAACAUCAAUCUGGUGCUGUCCGACGACUCAGAUGCCGAGAUGGCGCCCAGCAGAGCGGCUGGACGGCGCAAGGUCUCGGCGAGCACGGCGAGGCGGCGUGGCGCGGCGGUCGCAGCCGACGACGAAGAGGAGGAGGAUGAUGAAAUCGGGGAGGCCAUGUCCGACUCUGGACCGGUGCGGGCCAACCUGGACCUGACUGGCCUCGAUAGCGACGACGAGGGCGACAUGUCCAUUCUCGCUCCGGCGACCUCGAGGGCCGCAGCCCGUACCCGACGGGGCGGGGCCACACGGACGACGACGACGGCAAAGACGCGAGCCAGACCGGCCACUGUGACUGCGGCAGCGACGGCGGGGGCAUCGUCGGGACGCUCUUUGGCGACGAUGCAGGGAACCUCGAGGGAGAGCAGCGAGACGAUCAAGGGCGGAGGGCGAGCAGGCGGGGUCAAGCGCCGAGCCGCGACGACGAGGUCGGACGAAGAGGCGAUGGAAGAACAAGACGAAGAAGACAGCCAAGCGCCGGUAGGCGGCGCAUCGCCACGCAAAAAGAGGGCGAGGGCCAAGGCGGCGGCCGUCGAAGACGACGACGACGUGGUCGUCGUCGUCGAUGACUCGAGCGAUGACGGAGGCAGCGGCCGAGAUGGAGGCGACGGCAACUUUGCAGGGUUCGGAGCGUCGACGUCGGCGCGCAACCGGCGGGGUGCUGCUGCUGCGGCUGCUGCGGCUACGGCGGCGGCGACGCAGAGGGGCACGCAGAGGAGGGGCGGAGGUCGGAGGCCGGGUCAGAGUGCAUUCUGA
Molecule: messenger RNA, 3846 nt
Organism: Pseudozyma flocculosa PF-1
Lineage: Eukaryota; Fungi; Basidiomycota; Ustilaginomycetes; Ustilaginales; Ustilaginaceae
Exons: 1
Coding region: 1-3846 (1281 amino acids)
Biological process (GO): double-strand break repair via homologous recombination; mitotic G2 DNA damage checkpoint signaling
Cellular component (GO): Mre11 complex
Molecular function (GO): damaged DNA binding
Source: RefSeq, a predicted model, not a curated record